Molecule: messenger RNA, 557 nt
Organism: Bufo gargarizans (Asiatic toad)
Lineage: Eukaryota; Metazoa; Chordata; Amphibia; Anura; Bufonidae
Product: C-C motif chemokine 28-like
Exons: 3
Coding region: 70-357 (95 amino acids)
Biological process (GO): positive regulation of T cell chemotaxis; immune response
Cellular component (GO): extracellular region
Molecular function (GO): chemokine activity
Source: RefSeq, a predicted model, not a curated record
UAAGGUUACCUCAUAGCUUCUCUCAGAACCUAAGAACUGAGAACAAGAACCUCUCCUUCCAUCAGGACAAUGUGUCCCCUGAAGUUCCUCAUCCUCCUGCUGCUUCUUCUUCUGCUCUCCAUCACAGUCACACAUCAAGGGCUUCCACCUUCUUCUGCCUCCUGCUGCACCCAAGUAGCCAAACACAUCCCGAGGAACAUGCUGCAGCAAGUGACCAAGGUCCAGCUCCAGAAGAAAGAUGGGAUCUGCAACAUCAAGGCCAUCGUUCUGCAUGUUGACAACCAGUUAAAAUGUAUGGACCCCACAAACCGUCUCCUUCAGAAGUGGGUGAGGAAGCAUCAUCCAAAGCAGGCUUGAGGCGACCCCCAGGAGGGUCUUCAUCUGUAGAUACGUGAUGUGCCGCCGCCGCCGCUGCUCUCUGCGUUUCUCUUCAUGGUGAUGAGCUCUUAGAUGGGGAGUCCAGCCCUGGGACCUACAGCACCCAGGACCACCCGAGGUCACUGCCCCAUCUUCUGCCACGUGAACUUAGAAAUACCCUUUAAGACGCAGAGAGGUCG